Molecule: messenger RNA, 1350 nt
Organism: Macroventuria anomochaeta
Lineage: Eukaryota; Fungi; Ascomycota; Dothideomycetes; Pleosporales; Didymellaceae
Exons: 1
Coding region: 1-1350 (449 amino acids)
Molecular function (GO): protein binding
Source: RefSeq, a predicted model, not a curated record
AUGGCUGCGGCGACCUCUUCCACCGCCCAAAAUGAUACUGACAAUGCACCGUUCCCACCAUGGCUUGCAAAUCACCUCAACAUUGAGUGGAACUCCGACGAUGUUGACGCGCUGCUUAGCUCUAUAGAAGCGAGUCAGUGCCCGAAGUCACCGACAUUACCUCACUUACCUGCCGAACUACUUAUACUCAUCCUCGAGUACAUUCCAGUUGCCCAUGUCCUCGAUUGGCGACUGGUCUGUCGCGGCUUCCGCGAUGCAAUCGACGGACCAAUCCUGUACCAUCACCUUCAGAGAACACGUUUGGUGGGUUAUCUUGGGCCGCGGGCGUCUCCCAAUAUAAGAGAUCUGAGCGAUAAUGAGUACGAACAACUACAUCUGGUACCUGCGCGGUUUCAGUCUAUAGCAAAAGCGCGAGCGAUUUCGCAACUACAACAGCAACCCAGUCCCAUCUGGUGUAACACUCACGCCGUCUUCAAAAUACGCUACGCCUGGUGGGCGGCACAUAAAUGUCACCAAAGUCGUCCAGACUUCCCAUCGAGAUCUAGCAUGCUGUCUCAAGUAACGCUCUGCCGGACUGACCAAGGUUAUGGCACAUUGAUAUGGGCGAUCAGGCUCGACACAGCGGUCCUUGACCUGGACUUCCCUUUGGAGCCGAACAGGCACAAUUUUGACGUGGAUGUCGACACGAAGACAUGGACUGUGCGAGUGGAGUGGAAGCCGAUGCUUUUCCGGUUUCUAAGAACCGAGCGCGCACUCAGGCUCCUCAUGGACAAGAAGCACAACUCAACAUUCACCUUCAGCCACGCCGAGGAUUGUCUACGUGCUAUGCGGCGACAGCGCUUACAUGCAGCCCUGGACCCAGACAGUAAGAUCGAUCGACAUAUCAAGUGGUCCUUACGCCUGCUUCGACCUCUGUGGGGCAUCGGUGGACAUGGAGACCCUUCGACGCUGGACCCCGUCGAGGCCGACGCUGUAAGAGUUUUGCUGCUUCUGCGCCGCGAGGCUGCCUUGAGCGAUCGUCAGAUAAAGCAUUUAUGGCACCUGGCUAGCGACUACAAAGCCAUGGUCAGAACCAUGGACAAGCUUUCUCGAUCAAUCAAAGACCUGAAGCAACAACUGAUCAUGCCUGGACAUGCUUCGAUCCUUGAGCUGGAAGUACGCUCGCACGACAAGAUCCCGGCUAACCCUAUUGCCUGGUCAGAUGAGCUGAGAGCCAACAUCGAGACGCGAGUGCAGAGAUGGAGGGCACAGCAAAACUUGAUUGAGCUGAUGCAAACGUUAAUGAUCACAUCGCAGGAAGCACUCGCUGUACCUGAAGAUGCAUUCGAUAUGAUGGACUCGGACUUUUGA